Messenger RNA from Colletotrichum spaethianum, 1944 nucleotides. Its product is annotated as acyl-CoA ligase SID4. NCBI's taxonomy places the organism in Eukaryota, Fungi, Ascomycota, Sordariomycetes, Glomerellales, Glomerellaceae. Gene Ontology annotation, biological process: fatty acid metabolic process. Gene Ontology annotation, molecular function: medium-chain fatty acid-CoA ligase activity. The record is from RefSeq and is a predicted model, not a curated record. Bases 1 to 1944 code for a protein of 647 amino acids. The transcript is spliced from 2 exons.
AUGUCUUCAAUGGUCUGCACACGUCUAGCGACCGGCCUCACGGCGCGGAGGACCUCGGCGUGGACAAAGUGCCGGACAGCCGCUGGUGUGGUAUCGCAGCGGAGGAAGCUCUCUUCCGGCUAUGAAGGGUUGAGUUUCAGCCAGGGCCCGAGUGAGCCCCCGCUCCUCACACAAACCAUCCCGGAACACUUCUCCCAGAUUGUCUCCCUGCACGGCGACCUCCCCGCCGUCAUUGCGCGCGCGCCCACCGCCCUCACCUCCUCGCCAACCUCCACAUCGGCCCCUCUGCCGCCGGCCUCAACCACGACCCUGACAUACGCCUCACUCGAUGCCCUCUCCAACACCCUCGCCUCGUCCCUCCGCGCCCUCGGCCUUCGCAAGGGUGACCGCCUCGCCGUGUCCCUCGGCAACGGCGCUGAGUUUGCUGCCCUGACCUACGCCGCCUUCAAGCUCGGCGUCGUGCUAGUCCCGCUGAACCCGGGGUUCAACGCGAAGCAGGUCGGCGCGGCGCUGCGGCACCUCGGCGUCGAGGUCCUCGUCAUUGGCAAGGUCACGGACCUGCCGUACAAGCCGUGCCGUGGGCGAAGCAACCUCGACCUCCUACGGACGCUGGUACCAGAUUUGGACAAGGGCAAGGUAGAGAGUGAGCAGGUGCCGAGCCUCAAGACCGUCGUGGUGCUGGACAACGCGGCCUCGCACCCGAUGGUGGACUUCCCCGCGUUCAGGGCGCUGACGCCUUACGAGGCGUUGCUGGAGGGCUCAGACAGGCCUAUUGUGCCGGACGCGCCGCUGGAACCGUCGGAGACGAUCAACAUUCAGUUCACGUCCGGGACGACGUCGCAGCCCAAGGCGGCGAUGCUGACGCACACGGGCAUCCUGAACAACGGCUACCUGAUCGCCAAGCGGAUGGGGCUCGUGCCGGGGGACAGGAUCGUCGUGCCGCCGCCGCUUUUCCACUGCUUCGGGUGCGUGCUGGGGUACAUGGCGACGGCGACGUCCGGGGCGGGGAUCCUGUUCCCGAGCCCAGCGUUCGACCCGGCGGCGACGGUGAAGAUGGUAGCGGAUUACGAUGCGACGGGGCUGUACGGGGUGUCGACCAUGUUCGUGGCGGUGAUGGAGGCGCUGGCGGCGGGAAAUGUGGCGAGACCCGAGGACAUGCCCAAGGGGCUGCGCAAGGGGAUCGCGGCGGGGAGCUCGGUGCCCGAGAGCCUUAUGCGGAGGCUGUACGAGACGCUGGGGCUGCGGGACCUGGUCAUCUGCUACGGGAUGACGGAGACGAGCCCCGUGAGCUGCAUGACGGCGCCGGACGACGCGUUCGAGAAGCGGACGGGGAGCGUGGGGCGGGUGAUGCCGCACACGGCCGUCAAGAUUGUCGACCCGCUGGACAGGGGGCGGAUCGUGCCGAGAGGGGAGAGGGGGGAACUGGCGGCGGCGGGGUACCUCGUGAUGAAGGGGUACUGGGGCGACGAGGAGAAGACGAGGGAGGUCCGGCAGGCUGAGGAGGACGGGCGGGUGUGGAUGUACUCGGGCGACGAAGCGUGCAUGGACGAGGAGGGGUACGUCGAGAUCACGGGGCGCAUCAAAGACCUCAUCAUCCGCGCGGGGGAGAACAUUCACCCGCUGGAGGUGGAGAACUGCCUGUUUCAGAUGGACGGCGUCAAGGAGGCCGCCGUGGUGGGCGUGCCGGACGAGAAGCUCGGGGAGAGCGUCGCCGCCUUCGUCGUUGCGCGGAAGGGGUGGACCGUGGACGGGAAGGGGGACGGAGAAAAGGCCAUCACGAAGGGGGAGAUCCAGCAGUGGGUGCGGGAGCACUUGUCGAGCCAUCUUGUGCCGAAGCAUGUGUUUUGGGUCGACGAGUACCCCAAGACGCCGAGCGGGAAGAUUCAAAAGUUCAAGCUGAGGGACAUGGCCAAGGGGCUGCUCGAGGCAGAGGAGCAGUCAUAA